AUGCGCAGCGGAGGACCGGACGCUGCUGGCAUGGAAGCUCGUCGAACACGAAAUGGCAGAAAGGAGCUGUCCCAGGUGCCGAAAGCUUUCGUAAACCAGAGUCUGCACAUCUGCUCAGAAACGGAGCCGGACACGACGAGCGGCUCGGACACGGACGACACCGCCGAAACGAACGAGCACAGGCGCCAGCCGGAAGUCGAAACACCUUAUUCGGCACGCAAGUUGCACACACGUACUGCUGAACACGCUUGGGAAGCUGGCGAAAGCACGCCUCCUGGCAGCCUCCGCAGACAGGCGCUCCCCUGGGAGCAGAGGCGCGUUCGGAGCCGACCAGUCGACACAGCAACCGGCGACGGAAGCACUGCCCUCCAGGGUUUGCGCGGAGGACACAGCCUUAGGGAAGUCCGCGCGAAAAGCGACGGGUUACUUCAGAAACUGCGCUCUUUUGCAGUCAGAGCGGUUUUUACGCUCGUCAUGCUCACGAUUUUCACUCGCAUUGUCUACCUGGGGCACCAGAAAGUUGCCUUGAUGGUCUUUGUGCUGCAAGCACUCAUUGCGAAGGAAGUGCUUUCCAUUGGAUAUCUGCAGGCCAGCAAACGCCGCAUUCCGCUCUUUCGGACGAUCAAUACAUGGUUCCUGCUUAGUGCGAUGUACUUCAUUUACGGGAAACGCACGCUGAGUCACUUUUACGACAAGAGAUUCGCGUUCAUGACAAAGCGACCGCUCGUAUUCUUACUCAUGCACCAUACGUUCGUCUCGUUUUGGCUCUUCCUUAUCGGCUUCAUGAUGUUUGUGCUCUCACUCCGCCCGGGAUGCUAUCGCCACCAGCUGAAUGAGUUCGCUCGUAUGCUUAUGCUGCUUUUAGUGGUCGUUGCGCAGGCGAACUUCAUCAUCUUCAACAUCAAAGAGGGUCUCAUCUGGUUUCUGCUGCCGGCACUGAUGAUCAUCACUAACGAUAUCAUGUCCUAUUGUGUGGGGUUCUUUUUCGGCCGCACACGAUUGACCGCGCUGUCGCCGAAAAAAACCUGGGAGGGCUACAUCGGGGGCGCCAUUUUCACUUUCGUUGCCGGUAUUCUGCUCACCCAUCACCUCUCACGCUUUGAGUACAUGGUCUGUCCCAAGACUGAUUUUGGCGAUUGCGAUAUCCUUCGGCCGGAUCCACCGCUCCACUGCAGUGUCCCGCCGACGUUUCUUCCCCAGCCUUUUGCGGUUCCCAGCUGGGCUCGACCGUUUCUCAAGCGUGACGUUCUGUUGAUCAAACCGAUCAUCAUUCAUGGGAUGGUGCUAGCGGCAUUUGCCUCGACUUUGGGGCCAUUUGGGGGAUUCUUUGCCUCAGGCGUUAAGCGGGCCUUCCGAGUGAAGGAUUUCGCGGACCUGAUUCCCGGCCAUGGUGGAGUAACGGACCGCAUGGACUGCCAGCUUCUCAUGGGCGCUUUCACUUUUGUGUACCGACUCAACGCGGUUAGUGUCUCGGCACCAGACGUGGGAAACUUACUUGCCUAUAUCGCGGACCUGAGCUUCCAGGAACAGCUUGAACUGCAUCGAGCACUAUCCUCUAUGCUUGAGAGCCGCGGUCUCAUCAGGUCCGCGCAAUGGAGCGUGCCUUCAGGGAACGCUUCCGUAACAUGA
Cyanidioschyzon merolae strain 10D is the source of this 1629-nucleotide messenger RNA. Its product is annotated as phosphatidate cytidylyltransferase. Gene Ontology annotation, cellular component: endoplasmic reticulum membrane. Gene Ontology annotation, molecular function: phosphatidate cytidylyltransferase activity. Lineage: Eukaryota; Rhodophyta; Bangiophyceae; Cyanidiales; Cyanidiaceae. The record is from RefSeq and is a predicted model, not a curated record. The transcript has a single exon. The coding region runs from base 1 to 1629 and encodes 542 amino acids.